AUGAUGCUCAACUCUGACACUAUGGAGUUGGACCUGCCUCCCACCCACUCGGAGACCGAAUCGGGCUUUAGCGACUGUGGGGGCGGGCUGGGCCCGGAUGGUGCUGGGUCAGGGGAUCCCGGAGUGGGCCAGGUCCGGAGCUCGGAGCUCGGAGAGUCCGGCCGCAAAGACCUGCAGCACCUGAGCCGUGAGGAGCGCCGGCGCCGGCGCCGCGCCACCGCCAAGUACCGCACGGCACACGCCACGCGGGAGCGCAUCCGCGUCGAGGCCUUCAACUUGGCCUUCGCCGAGCUGCGCAAACUGCUGCCCACUCUGCCCCCGGACAAGAAGCUAUCCAAGAUUGAGAUUCUACGUCUGGCCAUCUGUUAUAUCUCGUACCUGAACCAUGUGCUGGACGUCUGAACUGAGCCCGCCUCCCGCCCUGGAUUCUCCCCUUCUCCCGGGGCCUGUCCAGGGCCCCCAGUCACCACACAUUACUUAGAAUGGC
This is a messenger RNA of Acomys russatus (golden spiny mouse), 487 nucleotides long. It is a transcript of the gene Nhlh1, whose product is annotated as nescient helix-loop-helix 1. NCBI's taxonomy places the organism in Eukaryota, Metazoa, Chordata, Mammalia, Rodentia, Muridae. The transcript has a single exon. Gene Ontology annotation, molecular function: DNA-binding transcription factor activity, RNA polymerase II-specific; protein dimerization activity; RNA polymerase II cis-regulatory region sequence-specific DNA binding. Gene Ontology annotation, biological process: regulation of transcription by RNA polymerase II. The record is from RefSeq and is a predicted model, not a curated record. The coding region runs from base 1 to 402 and encodes 133 amino acids.